GUCAAGGGGAUAGCGUCGUCUGCCUCUCUGCCACGUCGGGAGACACGCAAAACAUCUGUUGACGGUGCCAUUCUAGGCAUGGGCAUGCGAGGUCACCAAAUGUCGAAGACAGUUGUGACGCUGCCAGAUCACCAGCAUCACCUCCACUCCCACUCCGCACUGCCCAAUCACUACGCCCACUCCAGUCACCACCAGCACCACCACCUCGCCCACUCCACCUUGACCCCCAAUCACCACUACGCCCACUCACCCCCGCUGCUCGUUGUGUCGCCCACGUCUCCCCGAAAGAGCCCAGCGCACCUGCCGGAGCUCGUAACAAGAGAACCACACAAGAAGCGUCACGUAGCGGCGCCCGUCACCAACUGCACUUCUUGGCUCCAUCCUGAGGGGGAACCCGACUCGUCCCAAAGAGCGUCGACGUCACUGACUUCGGCUUCCGCUCCGUCGCCCUCGCCCGUGUCUCUCCGCCAGGGUUUCAGAGGAUCGAGAAUCCCAGUUAGGUCCGCGCGCCGGGCGGGGCUUCGGCGCAGCGAGGACGAGGAGGGCGCGCCGGCCCGCUACCUCCGCUCGCGCAGCCUGACGAAGCUCCCGCUGGAGGAGGCGGCGAUGACUCGCACCUUCCGCCUCGGCUCCUCCCGCUCCCCCCCGCCCUCGCCGCACUCCCCGCACUCCCCCUCCCCCUCGUCCCCCUCCCCGCGGGGCGACAGGAAGAAGAAGGACGAGAGGGGAAGCCGGAGGGCGGCCAAGAACGGGAUUUCGUCGCCGUGCACGCCCCUCUCCCCGCCCCACUGCAGCCGCCACGCCCAGCACGCCCACGCGCCCGUCUCGCCCCACGCCCUCCGCCGCCACAGACACGCCUCGCCACCCCGCCUGGAGCACGAGCCCUACGAGACGCCGCAGUACUUCACCUUCCACCUCACCCUCAGGAGCCCCGCGCGAGCCACGAACCCUGGAAGGGCGAGGAACGGCGCAAGAAAUGAUGGCAGCGCUUAUUCCACCGCAGACACAAUAGCAUCGUCAGCGGCAAGAAGACAGCAACAGCGGCAAGGAACCCAACAGCAUCAACAACGACAGCGAAGGCAACAGCACAAUAGGGGCGACCUACGAUUUCAACAUUUCCGAGGUCUUCCAGUGCAAUAAUUUUGGUAUAGUCGACUGCCUCACGUCUGUGAUUAAGGAGCCAGACACGGACGACAGCGAGAGUUGCAGCAGCGACUACGGCUCCGGCCUAGGCACGUCCCCCCCGGCCAAGUUUUCCGACACGGACUCCGCCAUCGAGGCCCUGGCUGUGUCCUCCGACCUGCCUCUGAAGGGCUUCCCGACGCCUCGCCCUUCGGCCCUCGCCAGGAGGAAGAAGCCGGACAUGGGGUCGAUCCGCUGGCGAAGCUGCGCCGAGCUCACGCAGAAGUACCGCUCCUCGCCGGCGUCGUCCGUGCUGAAGCGCCAGUGGUCGGACCGGUCCCUCCAGGCGCGCCUCCAGGAGCAGGCGCUGAGGGGCAUGUCCGUGGAGGUCUACGACGGCGACGUGGGCGUGUCGGUGCUCACCCUCUCGUCCUCGUCGUCGGCGCUCAGGAGGGGCCAGAGGAGCACGAAGGCGGGGCCCGAGGGGGACGUCGCGGCGCAGGUCGAGGCCAAGCUCCUACGCAACGAGUCGAGGGAGAGUCAGGACCUCCACGACUCCCUGGCCGUCGAGGCUUCGGGGUCGGACUUCGAGGUGGACGGCGAGGAGGAGGACGAGGCGAUGGAGACGGACGAGUGCGCGCCGCCGCCCCCGACGGGGUCCUCGAAGGUGCCUCGGCCGUCGUCGCGGAGGAGCAGGAACAGCAGCAGGCAGCGCAUGUCGAGAACAAACAAGGUGUUAUCGAAGAACAAGGAUCAGGACGACAGCGUCACCAGCACCACGGGCAGGGGAAGCGGGAGCCCCGUGUGUAUAAAGAGGCCUCUCAAAGACGACGUGAUGCUGGCCAUUAAGAUAGGGCAUCUGAAGGACAAGGAGAUGGACCACGUAUUAGGAAUUCAAGAGGACGACGGCAGCGGCCCAGGUCUGAGUGAGGAGGAGCUCGAACUCUCCACCUCACGUGAGUUAGCGGGUUACUGAGCUCGUUUAGCCGUCGACGUCGCUUAUGUGUGUUUUGAUUUGCUAAUUGGCAACUGAAUG
Molecule: messenger RNA, 2158 nt
Organism: Penaeus monodon (black tiger shrimp)
Lineage: Eukaryota; Metazoa; Arthropoda; Malacostraca; Decapoda; Penaeidae
Source: RefSeq, a predicted model, not a curated record